Messenger RNA from Symbiodinium sp. CCMP2456, 2541 nucleotides. NCBI's taxonomy places the organism in Eukaryota, Dinophyceae, Suessiales, Symbiodiniaceae. The record is from the annotation of a GenBank genome assembly.
AUGCGCCGCCGUGGCCUUGCGGUGGUUACGGCGAUUGCGCUCGGUGCUGGUUCUGCCUGGUUGACGUGGCAGAAGAACAGCCCCGAAGCACCAGAGGGAGCGAAACAGCUGUCAGGGCGACGGCAGGCACUUUCCACCGCCACAGCCGGGGCAGCAGGCUUGACGGAGAGAGCUGAGGCAGCCGAGGCGGAGACCGAGCAGCCUCUGACCUACUGUGGCGGUGGCUUCUGCACUUCCUUCAGCCUCGGUGGCCGGCAAUUCCGUGGAGUCGUGGACACGGGGAGUCCCUUCCUGCUGGUCAGCACGUGCGACGAUGGACGAGGAGCUUCGGGCCGGAGUUGCACUUCCUACUGCAGUGCCUGGGGAUGCACCACAGCUGCCAAAGGGCGUCCAUCUGGUCUGGAAGAUACCGAUGAGGUCUUUGCCGCCGGCACGGCGAGGGUAAGCUGGCGAAAGGAUUCCCUGGAGCUGGGGGGUCGGCCCUUUGGGUCCAUCACCUACGGCGUGAUGCUCGAGGUGGAGUCCUACGGCGGCAACGGCGGUGGCGCCUUCCUCGGCCUCGUCCGAGAUCGCCAAGCCCGGAUCCGGCCGACCCUGGUGGGGCAAACGGAUGUCAGGACACUGUCCAUCGACCUCCGUCCUGGCCAAGAGCGCCUCGCCUUCUCGCGGGCAGCCCCCUUGCAGGGAGACGGGGCCAUGGUGCCACUUGUGGACCUUCGCGGCUCCGGGGCGGCUGUGCGGUACUAUGCCGCUGAGGUUGCCGCUCUGAAUGUGGGUGGCAGGCCUUUGGAAGUUGAAGGUCCUCUGGUAGCGGUGCUGGACACAGGAACAACAGGGCUUGGGCUGCCCUCCGCGCUGUUCGCGCGCUACGAUGCGCAGCGGCGUGAGCGGGCCGAGGAGCUUGGCCUCAAAGCAGGGCAGGCUGUUGAGAUUCUGCUCAAAGCAGCAGAUGGAGGCGUGCUGCCUCUGAGCUUGCGCCAAGGCCGACAAGCACCCUAUGAAUCGGACCGCUUCGACAUCGUCACGGCAAUACCCGAGCCUCCAGGCAUCGCCCCGGAUGCACUGGCACUUUGGACAGGAGAUCCCGUGGGUGCCAAGCGCCUGACGCUGCGCGAAGGGGAUUUGGUUGCCGAGGCCAUGGAAGUGCGCGCUUCUCAGCGUGGCUGGGUGCAGGCAGACAGGCCGGUGAGCCAGGGAGACCGCUUCCUCGUUCGAUUGGUUGGCCGCACAGCUGGGCGCCGGCUCAUGGAUGCGGCUGUUGGCCUUGCACCACGUGGCUCUCGACUCACGGCCGAGGAGGCUGCGGCAUUUCCGGGCGAAUUGCAGUCUGGCGAUCUCGUUGAGUGCUUGCUGUCAGACGACGGAUCAGGCCGUGUCCUGUGGCGAAUCAACGGUGGCAAGGCCGUUUAUUCCUCGGAGCCUUUUGAAACGGCGAGGAACGUCUACCCAACUGUCGAGCUGGGCCCUGGUGCCGGCUCUGUGGAGCUCCUCUCCGCGCCCGCGGGCAACAGCUUCGAUGAGGGUUUGGGCCGCUGGGCGCGGCCUCCGUCUGAGGCAAGGUCUCGACCUACCGUUCUCUUCCUUGGCCUUGGCUUCUUAUUGGGGCGGAAGCUGAGUAUCGACACUGUGGCCAACCGUUCUGUCGCCGCCCUGGAGCCCAAUCAGUUUGGCCUGACAAAGAACGUGGUAUCAGGCUCCAUUGCUCCGCAUGUCCUGAGAGGCGGCCUUCACAUCCUGGGCCCCCUGAGGAGCUUCAUCGUGUUUCCAGCGGCCCAGGGCACACUGGAGUUCUCCAUGGUUUCGCCAGACCGACAACCGGUGAAGACUCGAACAGGUGCUGACCCGCAGGACCCUGAUAGUGGGGGCCAGCCGAUCUCCAUCUCUUGUGCGGUGCAGGUGCAGUUCGUAGAGGAGACGCUCCAACAGGUGUAUUUGUCCUUCGGCAGCUUCGAAGCUGCGAGGCAGAGACAACUACUUCUGGCUGGAAAUGUAGUGAGCAACACAGCGCAAGAAUACACGCCUACCGACUUCUGGACUAAGCGUGAUGACAUUGCAGCAAGGAUGCUGGAAAAGAUCAACGGCACCCUGUGGCGCCAGGCUUAUGUCAAAGCGAUGCAGUUCGAGAUCAUGAAGGUUGACUUCGCAAAGCAGUUCGAAGACUCCAUCACCGCCGUGCAGGUCGCCGAGCAGGCAAAGGUUGUCAACGAGUACGAGCAGCAGGUGCAGCGCGUGGUGCAGCACAUCUCUGUCAUGAAGUCAGAGAACGAGGCUGCCAUAGCCAACAUUUCGGCGGGUGCGGAAGCCAAAUCCAAGGAGAUUCGGGCGGCAGCUCGCCGUGAUGCCUUCAACCUGAAGCAGGGUAUGAAGGCACAGAAAUACUCCGAGCUCCAGAAAAAGUUGGAGUUGAACGGAGUGCAGAUGAGCGAGUACUUCAAGAUCAAGUCAGUGCAAGGCCAGAGCAGCAGCGGCAAGGUCGUGGUCGGCCUGCCUACUGUUGGCCAGCGAUCGCUCGAGGCUGGCCCGAAGCAUCCCGACCUCUAG